AUUUUUUUUCCAUCUCCCACUUUUUCAUGUAAAUCAUUUUUUUAUUAGUGGGAGAUGACAUUGACAAAACAAAUCCAGAAUUCAAACUAAAAAAUAAACUCAUUGAUUUAUUUCUCAUAUGAGAUCUGUUAUUCUUAACAGCUCGUAAAAAUUAGAGAAAAUAAAAUCAUACUUAUUGUUAGAAAAAUCAGGAAUGGAGGAGUCACAAUCGCCAAGAUCACCAGAAAGGAAAACGUCUUCGUUAAUGGAAAAUCUGCUGGGUUUGCUUAGAAUUCGAGUCAAGCGUGGCAUUAAUCUCGCUGUUCGUGAUGUUCGUAGCAGUGAUCCUUAUGUCGUCGUCAAGAUGGGCAAACAGAAACUAAAAACUCGAGUAAUAAAGAAGGAUGUUAACCCAGAAUGGAAUGAGGAUUUAACUCUAUCUGUUACUGAUCCUACUCUUCCUGUUAAGCUGACUGUGUAUGAUCAUGACACCUUCAGCAAAGACGACAAAAUGGGAGAUGCAGAGUUUGAUAUCAAAGCAUAUAUAGAGGCCUUAAGGAUGAAUUUAACAGGCCUACCAAGCGGCACCAUAGUCACAAGAGUACAACCAAGUAGACAAAAUUGCUUAUCGGAAGAAACAUGCAUAACUUAUACUGAUGGCAAGGUCAUUCAGGACCUCUGCCUCAGAUUAAAAAAUGUGGAAUGUGGUGAAGUGGAAAUUCAACUGCAAUGGAUUGACCUUCCGGGUUCAAAGGGAUUGUAAAAGGCUACACGAAUUUCUGCAUUUUUGUUGCGUGCGAUCUGUGGUCUGGUCUGGUUCAAUCUUCCAGCAGCAGUUACAUUGCCAGGUUCAUCGUUUUGCAUUACAAGCUGACCUUGUAUGUAUUUGUAUUUGCGUGUAUAGGAUUUGACAGUUUUGGGUUCUUGCUCAUUGUCCCCAACGCCAAAAGUGCAAUGUACCCUACUUUUGCACCAUUUUGUUGGAAUAUUUCAAAACUAUGAAAUCACAUAUUUCUGAGUUUCUUUCA
Molecule: messenger RNA, 1007 nt
Organism: Mercurialis annua (annual mercury)
Lineage: Eukaryota; Viridiplantae; Streptophyta; Magnoliopsida; Malpighiales; Euphorbiaceae
Product: protein C2-DOMAIN ABA-RELATED 4
Exons: 4
Coding region: 194-742 (182 amino acids)
Source: RefSeq, a predicted model, not a curated record